UAGAAUGAUUGAAGAUAGCGGGAAAAGAGGCAAUACCAUGGCAGAAAGAAGACAGCUGUUUGCAGAGAUGAGGGCUCAAGAUCUGGAUCGUAUCCGACUCUCCACCUACAGAACAGCAUGCAAGCUUAGGUUUGUUCAGAAGAAAUGCAAUUUACACCUGGUGGACAUUUGGAACGUCAUAGAAGCAUUGCGGGAAAAUGCUCUGAACAACCUGGACCCAAACAUAGAACUCAAUGUGGCCCGCUUGGAGGCUGUACUUUCCACCAUUUUUUACCAGCUCAACAAACGGAUGCCAACCACUCACCAAAUCCACGUGGAACAGUCCAUCAGCCUCCUGCUUAACUUCCUGCUUGCAGCCUUUGAUCCGGAAGGCCAUGGUAAAAUUUCAGUAUUUGCUGUCAAAAUGGCUUUAGCCACGUUGUGUGGAGGGAAGAUCAUGGACAAAUUACGAUAUAUUUUCUCAAUGAUUUCUGACUCUAGCGGGGUGAUGAUUUAUGGACGAUAUGACCAGUUCCUCCGGGAAGUUCUCAAACUACCCACAGCAGUUUUUGAAGGUCCUUCCUUUGGUUACACAGAACAGUCAGCUAGAUCAUGUUUCUCUCAACAGAAAAAAGUCACAUUAAAUGGUUUCUUGGACACACUUAUGUCUGAUCCUCCUCCCCAGUGCCUGGUCUGGUUGCCCCUUCUACAUCGACUGGCAAAUGUAGAAAAUGUCUUCCAUCCGGUUGAGUGUUCCUACUGCCACAGUGAGAGUAUGAUGGGAUUUCGCUACCGAUGCCAACAGUGUCACAAUUACCAGCUCUGUCAGGACUGCUUCUGGAGGGGACAUGCCGGCGGUUCCCAUAGCAACCAGCACCAAAUGAAAGAGUACACGUCGUGGAAAUCACCUGCUAAGAAGCUAACUAAUGCAUUAAGCAAGUCUCUGAGUUGUGCUUCCAGCCGUGAACCUCUGCACCCCAUGUUCCCUGACCAGCCUGAGAAACCUCUCAACCUGGCCCACAUCGUUGAUACUUGGCCUCCCAGACCUGUAACCAGCAUGAAUGACACCCUGUUCUCCCACUCUGUUCCCUCCUCAGGAAGUCCUUUUAUUACCAGGAGUAUGCUUGAUAGCUCAACCCGGCUUGAUGAAGAACACAGGCUGAUCGCCAGGUACGCAGCAAGACUGGCAGCAGAGUCCUCCUCGUCUCAGCCAAGUCAGCAGAGAAAUGCUCCUGACAUCUCCUUCACCAUUGAUGCAAAUAAGCAACAAAGGCAGUUGAUUGCAGAACUAGAAAACAAGAACAGAGAAAUCUUACAGGAGAUCCAAAGGCUGCGGCUAGAGCACGAACAAGCUUCUCAGCCCACCCCAGAGAAGGCGCAACAGAACCCCACUCUGCUGGCAGAACUCCGGCUCCUCAGACAGCGCAAGGAUGAGCUGGAACAGAGGAUGUCUGCUCUCCAGGAGAGCCGGAGAGAGCUAAUGGUCCAGUUAGAAGGGCUCAUGAAGCUACUAAAGACCCAAGGGGCAGGUUCUCCUCGUUCCUCUCCCAGCCACACCAUCAGCAGGCCAAUCCCCAUGCCCAUCCGGUCAGCAUCCACCUGCUCCACCCCGACGCACACGCCUCAGGACUCUCUCACCGGGGUCGGGGGAGAUGUACAAGAGGCUUUUGCACAAAGUUCAAGAAGAAAUUUAAGGAACGAUUUGCUGGUGGCAGCAGACUCCAUAACUAACACCAUGUCUUCCCUUGUGAAAGAGCUAAAUUCCGAGGUGGGGAGUGAAACAGAGAGUAAUGUGGAUUCUGAAUUUGCAAGGACUCAGUUUGAGGAUCUGGUUCCAUCACCAACCUCUGAAAAGGCUUUUCUCGCACAAAUCCACGCCCGAAAACCUGGGUACGUUCACGGUGGAGCCACCACAAGUACCAUUCGCAGUGACAUUGUUACAGAAGAUGGGGAUCCCUAUGUGCAGCCCGAGGACGAGAACUAUGAAAAUGACUCCGUCCGGCAGCUGGAGAACGAGCUCAAGAUGGAGGAAUACCUGAAACAGAAGCUGCAGGAUGAAGCCUAUCAGGUCAGCUUGCAAGGUUGAAUGCAAUAUCCUUUUAUCACUCUCCUCUCAAGCAAGCUAUAGUCAGAUGAUGAAAGUAACAUGAGAGCUGGUGAUGCUGGAGAGUGCUGCACCCACACAGAGGAGAAGACAGCAGCAUGGCACCCACCUCAUGGAAAAGAGGAACCACCACACGCAGCCGCUCCCGACAAACCCCCACCCCUAAAGAUGUGUUCUGCUGACUGUAGUGCAGCCAACGUUUUGUUCUGAGAUUUGUAGCUCAUAGGUGUGUGUUUUGAGAAGGAAAAAAAAAAAAAAGACUUUUAUUUAAAGCUAACUUAACAGCUCCAUCUUCUGUAGCCUGGCUCGGUCCUGGUAAAGAACACAGGUUGAACCCCAUGCUGCUGUUCUACACGAUGGCAG
Trichechus manatus latirostris (Florida manatee) is the source of this 2446-nucleotide messenger RNA. RefSeq names its product dystrobrevin alpha (gene DTNA). NCBI's taxonomy places the organism in Eukaryota, Metazoa, Chordata, Mammalia, Sirenia, Trichechidae. Gene Ontology annotation, biological process: synaptic signaling. Gene Ontology annotation, cellular component: plasma membrane; synapse. The transcript is spliced from 20 exons. The record is from RefSeq and is a predicted model, not a curated record. The coding region runs from base 5 to 2065 and encodes 686 amino acids. Gene Ontology annotation, molecular function: zinc ion binding.